Vitis riparia (riverbank grape) is the source of this 1273-nucleotide messenger RNA. RefSeq names its product probable 2-oxoglutarate-dependent dioxygenase AOP1. The transcript has 3 exons. The coding region runs from base 112 to 1047 and encodes 311 amino acids. NCBI's taxonomy places the organism in Eukaryota, Viridiplantae, Streptophyta, Magnoliopsida, Vitales, Vitaceae. The record is from RefSeq and is a predicted model, not a curated record. Gene Ontology annotation, molecular function: dioxygenase activity.
UUGUCUUUUUAUGACAUGGAUACAUCAAUUGAACCCCUAUAAGAUACAUGAUCUAAGGCAAUAAAUCCAAGUGGCCCAUCAGGGGGGGAAAGAAGAAAAAGAACUAAAACCAUGGGCUCUGAAGCACCCAGGCUUCCUGUUCUCAAUUUUUCCACUGGAACCUUGAAGCCUGGUACAAAAUCAUGGCUUUUGGCAUGCAAAGAUGUCCUGCAUGCACUUGAGGAAUAUGGUUGUUUCGUAGCAGUGUAUGAUAAAGUUUCUUCAGAGCUUGACAACACAACGUUCUGUCAAUUAGAAGAAUUGUUCGAUCUCCCCACAGAAACCAAAGUCAAAAACACUUCUGAUAAGCCAUAUUUUGGCUAUAUCGGCCAGCAUCCCCUUAUUCCUCUUCAUGAAAGCAUGGGGAUUGGAGAUGCAACAACGCUCAAAGGAGUUGAAAGUUUCACAAACAUCAUGUGGCCUGCAGGAAAUGAUCAUUUCUGUGAAACUGUGCUUUCAUACUCAAAGCUAGUGUCAGAAUUAGAACAAAUGAUGAAGAAAAUGGUCUUUGAAAGCUAUGAUGCAGAGAAGUACUAUGACUCUCACAUUCAAUCAACCACUUACCUUCUCCGACUCAUCAAAUACAGAGGACCCCAGAAGAAUGAGACUUGCAUUGGUACUUCAUGUCACACUGACAAGAGCUUCAUAACCGUACUUCACCAAAACGAAGUCUGCGGUUUAGAGAUACGAACGAAGGAUGGCGAGUGGAUUUCUUUCAAACCUUCUCCCUCAUCCUAUGUUGUCAUGGCAGGGGAUGCACUAUUGGCAUGGAGCAAUGGCAGAAUACAUUCUCCCGAGCAUCGGGUCAUCAUGAAUGGGAAUAAAGCGAGGUACUCAAUCGGUCUAUUUGCAUACCAUAGUGGGAUUAUAGAAAUACCAGAAGAGCUAGCCGAUGAAGAACACCCAUUACAGUUCAAGCCAUUUAAUCAUUAUGGAUUACUUCAUUUCUACUUCACAAAUAAGGCUGGGCAAGCUGAAUCCACUGCCAAAGCCUACUGUGGUGUUUGAUCUUUUUAGUGUCAUGGCCAGGUUUCUGGUACUCGUAGUAUCACAAAUAUGCAGAUUUCUUACUGCCUUUUUUUUCUGGUACAUUGUCUAAUAAUAUCAAGGAGUUGGUUUCUUCUUCUCUGGGAAUAGAAACCACCAUGUUCUCUGCAAUCACAUGAAUGUAACUGUUGUAUGCUGUAUUGACUUAUUUUCUUAUGUCUGCAAAUGUCACACUCUUCUGUGUUUA